AUAAAGAUUAAUAGAAAUAGAUCUCAUUCAUGAUGCGUUGCAAUCCACACUUAAUUUUCAUACAAUAUUAAUGCAUAUUUCCUGACUGGUGUCAGUUUUAUUUACUUCUGAAAAUAACGUAUCGUGCAGUCCAGAUGCCAGAAAACGAUUACUUGGGAAAAAGUGUGCUGGGUAGAUUGAAACAGCUUCUAGCAUCACUUUGUCUUGGCCCGUUUUCCCUGGGCGUUUCGGUAAGCUGGACGUCACCGGUAUUGCCGCAACUCGAAUCAAAUUCAUCCUCCCUUCAUCUGACAAAGGAAGAAUCGUCGUGGGUGGGUUCCAUUUUGGGCUUGGGAGUAUUGGCGGCUGCCGUACCUACCGGUUACUUGGCGAGUCGUUUUGGUCCAAAAAGAUGCGUCAUCGGGUUAAUAAUCCCAGUACUGAUUUUCACCAUAGUUGUCUCAUUCUCCGAAGACGUUUACAGCCUAUCCGCGGCGCGCUUCUUUUCUGGUGUCGCAACCGGUGGAAUUUGCGUGGUUAGUCCUAUGUACAUGUCGGAAAUUCACGACGUGUCAUUUAGAGGUACGCUAGGGUCGUUUUUUGAGUUUGUCAUUUACGUAGGGGUUGUGACUGUUGCAAUUGUCGGAGCUUACGUUAAAUAUACCACGCUGACGAUAAUCUUGGGGGUGAUCGGUUUGGUUUUGGCCUCCAUUUUCGUAUUUCUGCCCGAAAGUCCGAACUACCUGAUGAGGAAUAACAGAAGGGAGGAGGCCGAGAUGGCCCUUAAAUUUUACAGAAGUGCAAAGUGUGAUGUUUCCGGUAUUAUUGUUGAGAUUGAAAACAGUAUCGGAGGAAGACAGAGACAGUUGAGCGUAAGAGAGGCGCUUAGAAGUAAGCGGGUAGUUCGUGGACUAACGGCAGCUGUUGGUAUGACGAUUUUUCAAAAAUUUUGCGGAAUCGACAGCAUGAUCUUUUACACGGUGAAUAUUUUCCAAAUUGCAGAGACUGGAAUGAACGAGUACACCUCUUCUAUUAUCUUCACUUUGGUGCAAUUAGCGGGUGCUGUACUGAACGUGUUUGUGGUGGAAAUGGCGAAUAGACGAACGUUUUUGUUCAUUUCCACCAUUGGCAUGAGCGCGUCUCUCGCAGUACUGGGGAUGUACUUUCAUAUGAAGGCGUACGGAAUCGAUUUUACCGGAAUUGGGAUAAUUCCACUGACAAGUUUGGUGAUUUAUGCGCUGUCUUUUGCUAGCGGCAUGGGACCAAUUCUGUGGCUAAUUAACGGAGAGCUCUUCGCUCCAGAUGUCAAAGGGUUGGCGAAUGGUGUAACCAUGACCACAAAUUGGGUCCUACUCAGCGUUGUUACAAAGUCGUUUCCCAUUAUGUUAAAAAAUAUGGGGCCUAAUUACACAUUCUAUUUUUUUGCGAUAUGUAUGAUUGCUUCUGCAGUUUUUGUUAAGUUUUCCGUACCGGAAACGCGAGGAAAAACUUUACAGCAAAUCCAAAAUGAACUAGAUUAUUGAUUUUAUUGUUAAUUAUUAUUAGAAACCAUGGUGUUUUAUAGU
Messenger RNA from Photinus pyralis (common eastern firefly), 1544 nucleotides. Its product is annotated as facilitated trehalose transporter Tret1-2 homolog. Gene Ontology annotation, molecular function: transmembrane transporter activity. Gene Ontology annotation, cellular component: membrane. Bases 135 to 1502 code for a protein of 455 amino acids. The transcript has 2 exons. NCBI's taxonomy places the organism in Eukaryota, Metazoa, Arthropoda, Insecta, Coleoptera, Lampyridae. The record is from RefSeq and is a predicted model, not a curated record. Gene Ontology annotation, biological process: transmembrane transport.